ACGUAACAUUCCAAAACUCCCAGAUUCCAUUCCACUGAAUCGUUCGGAACCCCCAAUUUCCCAUCUCUUCACAAUUCCUCUCUCUCUCUCUCUCUCUCAAGGCGAUGGCGGUUAGGCCGGUGUUUUGCGAGCUGAGUUCGACGAAACCGGCGGUUCCGGUGCAGGUGCAGAGAGUGAGGGGAAGUGAGUUGUCGCCGACGACGACUGAUAACGUGAAGAUCGUGUUGCAGCCUCGUCUCUGCACCCUCAGAUCCUACGGCUCGGAUCGCCCUGGGGUGAUGAGGACGAGGAAGGACGGUGGUGAUGAAGUAUCGGCGUUCUUCGCGACGUUGUCGGAUUAUAUAGAGAGUUCCAAGAAGAGUCAGGACAUCGAGACCAUCUCUGGUCGUCUCGCCAUGAUUGUGUUUGCAGUGACAUUGACAACAGAGGUGGUGACAGGAAACUCCUUGUUUAGGAAAAUGGAAUUACAAGGGAUUGCUGAGGCAGCAGGGGUGUGUUUUGCAGCCGUGACCUGCGCUGCUACUUUUGCAUGGUUCUCCAGCGCUCGGAACAGAGUGGGGCGAAUAUUCACCGUCGGUUGUAACAGUUUUAUCGACUCAUUGAUCGACCAAAUUGUUGAUGGAUUGUUCUACGAACCAAGCGAUUGGUCUGAUGAGAUGUGAAGCUUGGCUUGGUUAUACCAUUUUUAGAAAAUAUAAUGUGAAAGAAGAUACACAAAUACUGCUGCAGAGUUGAGAGAAGCAGAUAGUGAGGUCUGUAUUGUAUAUAUUGUUAUAGCAUUUGAUGAUUACAUGUGAAAUUGAUUUGAGAAGGUUGGAAAAGAAUAUGCAACUUCCUGUUGCUGCUUGGAUUAUAUGUCGAUCAGGAAUGAGAUAAUUCCUUCGUGAAAUCAACUGCUAUGUCAUAUAUCUGAUUCAUAAUUUGAUUUCAUUUGCCUUUGGGGAAAAAAAAAAUGAAAAUAGUAGAAGUUUGUGUUGUGAUACAAA
Molecule: messenger RNA, 986 nt
Organism: Camellia sinensis
Lineage: Eukaryota; Viridiplantae; Streptophyta; Magnoliopsida; Ericales; Theaceae
Source: RefSeq, a predicted model, not a curated record